AUGACCUCUGCAACAUCGCAGCCGACCGGUGCUCCCACGACGUUCAUCAUCUCUCCGGAGUUGAAUCUGUCUGAGUAUAAUCUCUCUAUCCCAGAAUACCUCGCCGUCCACCCGUCCGUUCACCGUGUUGGAGCAAGCGUCAUCGUGUUUCACGGGCCCCACCAAAAAACCAGAUGGGAGGUCCCCGGCGGCGCCACAGAGCACACGGAUGCUACACUGCUGCACGCGGGCGCCCGCGAGCUGUGGGAGGAGGCCGGGCUGCGCAUGGCGAGCGUGCGGCGGUGCGUAGACGCGACCCGGGGGUUCGUCGACGGCGGGAAGCGGUGGCGGUUGAUCACGUUCGAGGCGGAGGUGGACGGGGGAGACGGCGAGGCGCCGCCGCCCGUCACACUCGACCCGGAAGAGCAUGUAGCGUAUCUGUGGGCGACGGAAGAGGAGGUGCGCGCUCGCCGGUGUGGGGACGUCGAGCUGGAUUUUGCGUUCAAGGAGUUCGCGGAUAUGAUCAUGGGUGCCUUUGAGGAGAGGAAUCGGGGGAAGAAAGUAGACUCAUAA
Messenger RNA from Phaeoacremonium minimum UCRPA7, 552 nucleotides. Its product is annotated as putative nudix domain-containing protein. The record is from RefSeq and is a predicted model, not a curated record. NCBI's taxonomy places the organism in Eukaryota, Fungi, Ascomycota, Sordariomycetes, Togniniales, Togniniaceae. Bases 1 to 552 code for a protein of 183 amino acids. The transcript is spliced from 2 exons.